Molecule: messenger RNA, 570 nt
Organism: Staurois parvus
Lineage: Eukaryota; Metazoa; Chordata; Amphibia; Anura; Ranidae
Source: the annotation of a GenBank genome assembly
UAUACACUAUAUUGCCAAAAGUAUUGGCCCCGCCCUCCAAAUCAUGUGAUUCAGGUGUUCCAAUCCCCUCCAUGGACACAGGUGUAUACAAUCAAGCCCCUAGGCAUGCAGACUGCUUCUACAAACAUUGGUGAAAGAAUGGGUCGCUCUCAGGAGCUCAGUGACUCCAAGCGUGGUCCCGUGAUAGGUGGCCACCUGGGCAAUAAGUCCAUCCGUGACAUUUCCUGGCUACUAAAUAUUCCACGCUCAACUGUUAGUGGGAUUAUAACAAAGUGGAAGCAACUGGGAACAACAGCCACUCAGCCACCAAGUGGUAGGCCACGUCACAUGACAGGGCGGGGUCAGCGCAUGCUGAAGCGCACAGUGCGCAGAAGUCACCAACUAUCUGCAGAGUCAAUAGCUAAAGACCUCCAAACUUGGUGUGGCCUUCAGAUGAGCCCAACAACAGUGCGUAGAGAGCUUCAUGGAAUGGGUUUCCAUGGCCGAGCAGCUGCAUCCAAGCCUUCCAUCACCAAGUGCAAUGCAAAGCGUCGGAUGCCGUGGUGUAAAGCACGCCGCCACUGGACUCUA